Molecule: messenger RNA, 2303 nt
Organism: Linum tenue
Lineage: Eukaryota; Viridiplantae; Streptophyta; Magnoliopsida; Malpighiales; Linaceae
Source: the annotation of a GenBank genome assembly
CCCCAUUUACCGCUGAGCUGGGUUUUGCUUCUUUUUUUACACAUUUUCACCAUUCUGAGUUUUCACCAGGACUUAUCCAUAGCCGAGAAUCAGGGCAUGGUAAAAGAAAAAAAGAUAAGAAGAGGGAGAAAGUAAAUCUGCCAGUAUUUGAGAUCAUCUCAUAAUCGCAAAUGGUAACUGCAUAAACUACCCUCCUUUACCUAACAACACAGUAAAAAAAAAAAAGUAUAUAUAAUCUUAUAGAGAUCAGCACAAGCCUCUUGGCACAUUGUAACUUUGCUGGGAGUGGGAGGAAGGGAAUGUCAAAGAGGAAAAGGCUUGUGGUAAAAAAAUUCUUUUACUUGAUCGUUGGCAGAAGGUCUCUCACUGCUAUUUUGUAGCUGUAGCAUAAAGGAAAGUUACCACUCCCUCCACGGUAUCCUUUGUGCAUAUUGCUACCUCUCCGUUAACCCCUGCCCACCCGCGAAGAAGAAGAAGAAGAAGAAGAAUCGUGUAAUUAUGGACACUCAGGCUCAGGCAGAACCCAAACCCGAAGAGGUCCCCAGCAAUGAAACGGAGGAGGAAAGGAAGAAGAAGAUCGACGAUUGGCUGCCCAUCACCGGCUCCAGGAACGCCAAGUGGUGGUAUGCUGCAUUCCACAAUGUCACCGCCAUGGUUGGAGCAGGAGUUCUCAGUCUGCCGUAUGCCAUGUCUCACCUUGGAUGGGGACCUGGAACAGUGAUACUGGUGCUGUCAUGGGUGAUCACUCUGUACACACUGUGGCAGAUGGUGGAGAUGCACGAGAUGAUUCCCGGAAAGCGACUCGAUCGAUACCACGAGCUCGGCCAGGCAGCCUUCGGCGAGAAGCUAGGUCUGUACAUCGUCGUCCCACAGCAGCUCAUAUGCGAAGUAGGUGUAGACAUAGUGUACAUGGUGACAGGAGGAAAGUCGCUGCAGAAAAUUUACAACCUGGCCUGCGGGGAUUGCAAGAACAUCAAGCUGACAUACUUCAUCAUGAUCUUUGCCUCCCCCCAUUUUAUCCUUGCUCACUGCCCCAACUUCAAUUCCAUCUCUGUAGUCUCACUUGCCGCGGCAGUGAUGUCGUUGAGCUACUCCACCAUUGCCUGGGGAGCUGCUGCUGACAAGGGUCGUCAACCAGGAGUAUCGUAUGCCUCAGUAGCCUCAACUCCCACUGGAGGUGUCUUUAACUUCUUGGGUGCUCUUGGAGAGGUAGCUUUCGCCUAUGCUGGCCAUAAUGUUGUGCUCGAGAUCCAAGCAACGAUCCCUUCCUCGCCCGAGAGGCCAUCGAAAGUGCCCAUGUGGAGAGGAGUCGUUGUAGCUUACAUCGUCGUCGCGCUCUGCUACUUCCCUGUUGCUCUAGUAGGGUACUACAUAUUCGGCAACAAAGUGGAGGACAACAUCAUGCUCUCCCUUGAGAAACCUGUUUGGCUCGUCAUCGUCGCCAAUGCUUUCGUUGUCAUCCAUGUCAUUGGCAGCUACCAGUUGUUUGCAAUGCCUGUCUUCGACAUGAUGGAGAGUACCCUGGUGAAGAAGCUGAACUUCAAGCCAUCCUUCAAGCUUCGAUUUAUUACUCGUACUGUCUAUGUUGGUAAGUUAGUGAACAUCUUUCACAGUCUCAAAUCAGGGGCAUUGAUAUUCGAUUCUGGGGUUUCUGAUGGUGAACUUACUUGCUUCACUUUUUUUCAGCACUCACAAUGUUUAUCGGCAUCACCUUCCCUUUCUUUGGUGCGUUGCUUAGUUUCUUCGGAGGAUUCGCUUUUGCACCAACGACAUACUUCCUCCCCUGCAUCAUUUGGCUUGCCAUCGUCAAGCCAAAGAAGUUCAGCCUUUCAUGGUUCAUCAACUGGAUUUGCAUCAUACUUGGAGUAAUGCUGAUGAUUCUGGGGCCGAUUGGAGGAUUAAGAAACAUCAUCGUGCAUGCCAAAGAUUUCAAAUUCUACAAUUAGUGUGAGAAACAACAGUUGCAGUAGAGAGUGAAGGAAAUGAAACUGACAAUGAUGAAAAAAGAAGCCGAAGGAAGGGCAUUUCAAACUGUUGUUCUCAGAGGCGUGUUAUUCUAUUUUAGGAUGUUAAUCAGAUUUAAGACUUUAUUUUGUGCCAGAGUAGGAGUUUGGAAUACAGUACCAGUUUGUUUGCCACCACUGUUGAUAGCUUGGUAUUCUUCUGCGCUUCUAUUUUCUAUUGUGAACAGUUUCUUCUUAUGCAUUAAGAAAGUAAUGUAGUUGGGAUUCCAUUUCUUCAUCUGUCGAUUAGUCAUCCACUCAUCCUCCAGUGACGAAUGCACAUACUCAAGCUCCAAAAGA